This is a messenger RNA of Schizophyllum commune H4-8, 1059 nucleotides long. RefSeq lists its product as uncharacterized. Bases 164 to 742 code for a protein of 192 amino acids. The record is from RefSeq and is a predicted model, not a curated record. NCBI's taxonomy places the organism in Eukaryota, Fungi, Basidiomycota, Agaricomycetes, Agaricales, Schizophyllaceae. The transcript is spliced from 2 exons.
UUCGUAGAUCACUAAAUUGCCUAUCAUUGCUCAAUCACUAGAAAAUAAUCUACACUGCACUGGGAACUACUAUACGGAUCUCCUCCCAGGGAGACCUAGCCUAGUCAGCCCCCCACUGCUCAAGCGCUCACCGUCGCCCUGGCGCGCCCUCCCGAGCAUCACAAUGCAUGGUCGCGCCAACCGGCUUCCAGAUCCGUCGCGCACAUCUCAAUCACCCCCAGCACGUCCCACGCUCUUGCCCAUCAGUCGCGCGCAUUCCCGCACUUGUCCCCGAUCCACCGCCCGCCCCACACUUGUCGUCGCCCGAAGCGCAUCUCCCAACGCCGCGACACGUGUCCGCGCAGCGCAUGCUGCCGACAUGUCACAUGCACCUCCUACUACCAUUAGCACGUCCUGGGCUCGAACACGUACCUGCAACACUCCUCGCGUCGUUCUGCGUUGUCCGGCGCUCCUCGUGUCGUGCGCUCGCUCGGGCUCGAAAACUCGCCACUCGGCAAAUGCCGAGCUCGCGCCGAGGCUGCGCUCUCGCGCCUGCCAUCGAGUUGCGCAUCCCGGGCAUAUGCCAAGGACGUGUGGCGCUCGUCGGGUAGCGCACUUGGGCGGAGAAGGUGCCCCGCGUCGUCCUGCGUGUUGCGUUGAAUCCUACGUCCGCGCCGGCUGCUGCUCCGGUCUGUCCCGAGCUGGCGCGCGCGCGGCACCUCUGGAGUAUGCGCAGCUGACCGCGGAAACGAGAGAUCGUUAGACGCGGCAACGUGGACAUGCCACGUCACGCGGUGAUCGGCCCUUGCGUACGCGGCGGCUGAGGCGGGGGUGCAUGAACCACCCACGCGCACAGGAUGCGCGGCGGCACGUAAGAAUGCGGGUGGGGAGGGGGUUGGUGAGCGACGGCGACGUUGAUGUCGCCAACAGGCGACCUGGGUUGGCGGUCGCCUUGGUGACGUGUAGUAGGGCGCCUCAGGUCGUAACGAAGCUGAGGGGGCGGUGGUGGCAGCAGCAGCGUCAAGAGAGAGUGAAAUAAGGACAACGCGCGGCCUGGCGGCCGACGCGCGUCGAGUGGAC